AUGAAUAUGACAACAAAUAUUAUCUUAAAUAUUACUAAAAAACCUAAGCAUUACUCCCAUAUAGAUGAUUCUUUUAUUGCUUCUGAUACUUCAUGUUUAAAAGUAUAUUCUACAAGAGAGAAGAUAAAUAAAUUUGUUUUUCCUAUUAAAUUUUUUUUAUUUAUUUUUUUAAUUUGGAUAUUACAAUGUUCUAAUAACUGUACUUGUAGACCCAUGGAUACGAAAUACACCUUAAAAGAUAAAUUUGAUUUAAGAACUGCAAGAUCACUAGCUGAAGGUAAAAGGACGGAUGUAAUAAAAACAAACUUACCAAUAGAAAUAGAACAAAUGUGUUCAGAAAGAGAUACAGAAUUAUUACAAGAAAAUGUUAAAGAGAAAAUAACAGACAAUAAAUUAUUGUAUAGAAAUAUUUUAAGAAAAAUUUCUCUUUUUUCCAUUGUAAUUUUACCAAUAGUUUCUUAUAUAAUAUCUAGUUUGGUAUUUAUGGAUUCAUUUUAUAGUAAUACGUUACUUUGUAGUUGCAUAUUACUAAUUAGCAUUUCUAUUUUUUUUAAUUCGCUUCAUAUUGUAGAUUUAUUGAAAGGUAAGAAUAAUUUUAAAAUAUAA
This is a messenger RNA of Plasmodium relictum, 606 nucleotides long. Its product is annotated as Plasmodium exported protein, unknown function. The coding region runs from base 1 to 606 and encodes 201 amino acids. The transcript has 2 exons. Lineage: Eukaryota; Apicomplexa; Aconoidasida; Haemosporida; Plasmodiidae. The record is from RefSeq and is a predicted model, not a curated record.